CUCAAUCCUCUGUCUCGAAUCAAAUCAACCUAAUUCAACAAUGUCUUCUUCCAAUCCGCCGUUCAAAUCCAGACCAGAAUCCAAAUACACAAAGGCCAAGAGAGCCCUCCGAUCCCUCGCCGUCUCCGUCGCCAUUCCUCUUUCCCUCACAAUCGCCGUCAUCUUCCUUUUCGGCCGCUCCGCUCGCCAUUUCCCCAACCGGAACCGUCCGAUUUGGAUAGGGCCGCUCUGGCUUCUACAUCUCUCCUCAAUUGGCUCCUCCUUUCUAAUCGGCCUCGCCGCUUGGCUGGUCUGGGCGGACGGUGGUUUCCACGGCGGUUCUAAUGCUCUUCCGCUCUACAUCGCGCAUCUUUCUCUUAGCGUCGUUUGGAAUCCUCUGGUGCUUGUGAUUCGCUCUGUUGUGCUUGCGUUUCUGUUCUGCGUUUUGGAUUUUGUGACUCUGUUUGCUUGUUAUCGGACCUUCAAGCGAGUCAAUCCCUUCGCUAAGGAUCUGAUUAAACCUUGUCUGGCUUGGACUGCGUAUCUCUCUGCUGUUACUUACGUGUUCAUUGAUCUUUGA
Molecule: messenger RNA, 559 nt
Organism: Benincasa hispida (wax gourd)
Lineage: Eukaryota; Viridiplantae; Streptophyta; Magnoliopsida; Cucurbitales; Cucurbitaceae
Product: translocator protein homolog
Cellular component (GO): membrane
Source: RefSeq, a predicted model, not a curated record